CCUCAACUCAUAUCAUAUUAGUUAUCCCUUUGUCAGGUCGUCAGUCAACAGAUUCGUAGCCCCAGAAAUAAGAACUUUUUGGCGAUGGAGAGGCGAAGGCCGCGCAAGUCAUCGCGUCACUUCUUGCGUCCCAAGUCGAAGGCCUCGAACGAAGGAGGUCGCACUGCAUCAUCAUCGUCGGUUAAUCGCGAAGCUGUUCUGACCCAUCGAGUGUCACCCACCAUUACCUCACUUUUGGGUGGACGUUUAAACAGAGUUGCCCGCCUCACAAAAGCUCCACAAAUCCUGCGGGUCACCGAAAAUCCAAAUGCCGAAGGUCCAGCCGGUGUACAGCCCCAAGAUGAAAGAGAUUCCGGUCAGUCGGAGGAUUCGGAAGUGCCGCCGGGGAUAGUGGUUAACUCCAUGGCAGCCAGUCCCCGGGGAUCGGCAGUGCACGGACAUCUGAUGGCAUUCGCCGGUCCCCGGGAUUCGGACAGUCCACGGAUAUCGGUGGAGGUGCCGGAGGUGUUCAGCACCUCGUCGCGAACCACCUCCACGGUGGGCAAUUUGCGCUUUGGACCAGAUGGACGGUGCUCCAGCUCCGGAGGAGGCAUCAAUUUCGGUAGCAAUUCGUAUUACGAUAAGAAUAGCUAUGUCUACGACGAGGGUGAAGACGAGGACGAUGAUGAGGACCGAAAUCGGAUGGAAAGUCAGCAGAAUGCCGGAGCCUGCCACUCCGCCUGGGCGCAGCUGCAUCAUAAGCCGGCGGCAGGACAUGUGGGCAGGGACACCCUGGGCUUUGCCAUCCACCUGGGCAGCGCCACCAUGAGCCACGACCGUUGCGGUCCGGGCAUUUCCUGCGACGACGACUGUGGUUACGGCACGGGCUGCGAUGCCGGUUGCAGUGAGGUCCACGGCAUUCCGCCGGGAAGCUUCAUGUUGCCGCUGGUGCCGGGGGGUUCGAGAUCGGGAUCGGGAUCGGGAUCGAGAUCGGGAUCGGGACGUGCCAAUGGCCCCUUUAACACUGCCCAACGCGGACCAGUGGGUCCACCACCUCCACCUGGUUUCUCGGGACAGCGCGGUUCCUCAGGCGUCAAUUUCGGCAGCGAUCAGCUGAACUUCUUCAUUACCUUCCUACUAGAGGUACUCGGCGUGCUAGUCUUUUUUGCCAUUUGCACAAUAACAUUUUGGAUAACUCUGGGCUACCAUGUUGUCCAACUGCUCGUGGACCUGAAGAACGCCGAGCGCAACGUUCAGGUGGCAGUGGCGAUUGUUUUUGGCUUGCUGUUCCUGGCAUUUGCCAUUUCGCAGGUGACCAACCGCACUGGAUCCGGCUGCUAUGGCCGAGAUCGAGGGCGUUCCAGGGCCAAGGGUGGAUGCCCCUUCUACAGGUCCACCAAGUCGCCGGCCAAGAGCAAGCCCAAGAGCUUGUUCAACAAGGCGAAGAGCAGUCCUCAGAGCAAACCCAAAAGCAAGAAGGCGACGAGCGAUGGCGGUGGCUGUCGGCGAAUGUGCGGAGCCAAACUGGAGUUGCACACGCAUCGAAAACAACGCUACACCGACUGCGAGGGUCGGGCCAUUUUCCUAAACGCUAGACGAUACGCCAUUCCCACGGAGAUGAAACAGCCGCCCACUAUUGUCCUUUGGCUGCGCGACGUGCUGGCCCGCAUGAUGUAAUAACCACGCCAAAACAAAGCUACGAACUAACUUGAGAGACUGACUGUGGAAGGAUCUAUGAUCUAAGGCUUUAAAUUUCAGGUUCAAUAAACUAUUCAAAAUGUU
Molecule: messenger RNA, 1761 nt
Organism: Drosophila elegans
Lineage: Eukaryota; Metazoa; Arthropoda; Insecta; Diptera; Drosophilidae
Exons: 2
Coding region: 85-1656 (523 amino acids)
Source: RefSeq, a predicted model, not a curated record